This is a messenger RNA of Pyrus x bretschneideri (Chinese white pear), 1216 nucleotides long. Its product is annotated as serpin-ZX-like. The transcript has a single exon. Lineage: Eukaryota; Viridiplantae; Streptophyta; Magnoliopsida; Rosales; Rosaceae. Gene Ontology annotation, molecular function: serine-type endopeptidase inhibitor activity. The record is from RefSeq and is a predicted model, not a curated record. The coding region runs from base 6 to 962 and encodes 318 amino acids.
AGAGGAUGGAGAAUUUUACGUUGGUCUUAGCAGACGGAUCCGCUAGAGGCGGUCCUUGCCUCAAAUUUGCCAAUGCCCUCUGGGUUGAGGAGUCUCUCUCUAUCAAACCAUCUUUCAAGGAGGUUGUGGACACUGUUUACAAGGCAGCGAUUAAACAAGUCAGUAUCAAGACUGACCCUGACAAAGCGAGAGUUGAAGUGAAUUCAUGGGUUGAAAAGGAGACGAACGGCCUCAUCACUGAGGUUCUUCUUCCUGGGACAGUUAAAAGCGACUCCAAGCUUAUAAUUGUAAAUGCCUUGUACUUCAAAGGAGUUUGGAACGACCGGUUUAAUGCAUCAAUGACAUUCAAGCAGAACUUUUACCUUCUCGAUGGUACUACAGUCCUGGCGCCGUUCAUGUGCAGAAGCUACGAGGACCAGUAUGUAAGAGCCUUUGACAGCUUCAAGGUCGCAAAGCUUGAGUAUGAACCAGGAAAAGACAAGGAGCGGCAGUUUUCGAUGUACUUUUUACUUCCUAAUGAAAGAGAUGGGCUCCCAGCUUUGGUCGACAGAGUUUGCUCCGAGCCUGGUUUCUUAGAUCGCCAUCUCCCCAAAACAAGAGUCGAAGUUGGUGCCUUCAAAAUCCCAAGGUUUAAGUUUACCUCUGGCUUUAAAGCUUCCAAAAUCCUCGAGGAUUUAGGACUGGUGCUGCCUUUCAAUGGGAAUGGUGAUUUGAGUGAGAUGGUGGACUCACCUCUUCGCGAGGCCAAUAUAAUUCAUAAAUCCUUCAUUGAGGUUGAUGAAGAAGGCACAAAAGCUGCGGCUGUUUCUGUUUUUGCCGAGGAGUGUGGUUGUGCUGAGCCAUUUGAACCGAUUAAACGGAUACACUUUGUGGCUGAUCACCCAUUCCUGUUUUUGAUCAGAGAGGAAAUGACUGGAACGGUUCAGUUCAUUGGUCACGUGCUCAAUCCGCUCGAAGAAUGAUUUUAUCAUAGAUCGAGGGUCAGAAACGGUCUCUUCUUAGUUCACUUGGUAGUCCAUGCAACUCUUUAUUUUUAUGUGAUGACUUUUAUUUCUUUUUAAUCUUUUAAGAUAUUGGUUUUGAUAGCCAAUUGGAUGCGCGUGAUGAUGGAUUGUUCUCAGAAUAGUACUAUCUUUACCUUUUAUUUGUUGUUAACUUUUGAAAAUAUUGUUUCUCAUAUCUAUUAAGAAAGUAUGAACCCAAAGUCUUACAUUCA